Lycium barbarum (goji berry) is the source of this 2057-nucleotide messenger RNA. RefSeq names its product dicarboxylate transporter 2.1, chloroplastic. The record is from RefSeq and is a predicted model, not a curated record. The coding region runs from base 143 to 1840 and encodes 565 amino acids. Gene Ontology annotation, molecular function: transmembrane transporter activity. Gene Ontology annotation, biological process: transmembrane transport. The transcript is spliced from 4 exons. NCBI's taxonomy places the organism in Eukaryota, Viridiplantae, Streptophyta, Magnoliopsida, Solanales, Solanaceae. Gene Ontology annotation, cellular component: membrane.
AUCACUCUCUAUUAUGUGGCCAUUGUAGUUUCCGCCACCCCAAAGGCCUCUCACUCAAAGUGCCAAACCCCACUUUUCACUUUGAUAAAUUUCCCACACACACACUGUACAUCUCUUUUCUCUUCACUCUUUAGCAUCAACAAUGGAGAGUUUAGCACUUCACUCUCCAUCAGCGACCACUUCCUUCUCUCGUCUCUCUUUCCACCACCUCCGAUCACGCCCCUCUUCCAUUUCCAUCCGAUCAUCUCCUUCCAUUUCAAGAUUCAAUAUUUCCUGUUCAAGAUUCAAUCUUUUUCACCCCAAACCUUUCCAUUUCAAUCCCCUUUCAAAGCCCACUUCAAGAAAUCAACAAUCUCCAAAACCCAUCAAUGCUUCCUCAGAUAAGGAAGUAAUUCCCAUAGAUGUCAACCCCCCAAAACCCCAAGGUGCAAAGCUCAUUCCUUUAAUCAUUUCUGUUUCAAUUGGUCUUAUUGUUCGUUUCUUUGUUCCAAAACCACCUGAAGUUACAGCUCAAGCAUGGCAAUUGCUCUCCAUUUUCCUUUCCACUAUUGCUGGUUUGGUCUUAAGUCCAUUGCCAGUAGGGGCAUGGGCUUUUCUUGGACUUACAACUUCAGUUUUAACCAAGACUCUAACUUUUUCAAGUGCAUUUAGUGCUUUUACUAAUGAAGUUAUUUGGUUAAUUGUGAUUUCUUUCUUUUUCGCCCGUGGGUUUGUUAAGACUGGUUUAGGAGAUCGAAUUGCGACAUAUUUUGUUAAGUGGUUAGGUAAGAGUACUCUUGGUUUGUCAUAUGGAUUGGCUUUAAGUGAGGCUUUGAUUGCACCUGCAAUGCCUAGCACUACUGCAAGAGCUGGUGGGGUGUUUUUGCCUAUUAUUAAGUCUCUCUCACUUUCCUCGGGAAGUAAACCGAAUGAUCCCUCCUCCAAGAAGCUCGGGUCUUACUUGAUCCAAUCUCAAUUUCAGUGUGCAGGUAACUCAAGUGCUCUUUUCCUAACUGCUGCAGCUCAAAAUCUACUCUGCCUCAAGCUAGCUGAGGAACUUGGGGUUGUAAUCGCAAACCCAUGGGUGUCUUGGUUCAAGGCUGCUAGUUUACCUGCAUUUAUUUCUCUAUUGGCUACUCCAUUCAUCUUAUACAAGCUUUAUCCUCCUGAAACCAAAGAUACACCAGAAGCCCCCGCUAUGGCAGCUAAAAAACUGAGUCUUAUGGGUCCCGUUACAAAAAAUGAAUGGGUGAUGAUUGGCACAAUGCUUCUUGCAGUGACUCUGUGGGUUUGUGGGGACGCUCUUGGUAUUGCGAGCGUUGUUGCUGCAAUGCUCGGCUUAUCAAUCCUCUUGCUGUUGGGAGUGCUCGAUUGGGAUGACUGUUUAAGUGAAAAAUCAGCAUGGGAUACUUUGGCUUGGUUUGCAGUCCUAGUUGGCAUGGCUAGCCAGUUGACAAACCUUGGUAUUGUUGGUUGGAUGUCUAGUUGUGUAGCUAAAUCCCUGCAGGCUUUAUCAUUGAGCUGGCCAGCUGCAUUCGGUGUUCUUCAAGCAUCAUACUUUUGUAUCCACUACUUAUUUGCAAGUCAAACAGGCCAUGUGGGAGCAUUAUACUCUGCAUUCCUUGCUAUGCAUUUGGCAUCUGGAGUGCCUGGUAUAUUGGCGGCUUUGGCUUUAGCUUACAACACAAAUCUAUUUGGUGCUUUGACGCAUUAUAGCAGUGGUCAGGCUGCUGUCUACUUUGGAGCUGGUUAUGUAGAUCUCCCGGAUGUCUUCAAAAUGGGAUUUGUAAUGGCACUCGUCAAUGCCAUUAUAUGGGGAGUCGUUGGGACAUUUUGGUGGAAGUUCUUGGGUCUAUACUGAUUCUAGUUUUUGGCUUAAGUAGAUUUUUUUCCCAUCUAUACACGCCCUUUGCGUUGUGGCAUUUUUAGCAACGACCUCAAAAUCAUUGACUCCUCGCGGAAGUACAAUCUCUAUAUCAGUGUUCAGCAUUUCUCCAUUGUAAUAUUCUUAAAACAUGUGAAGAAAAAAGCUGUAUUUUUUGCAGCCACUAUUUAGGAGCAAAUGUGAUUCAAAGUUA